Molecule: messenger RNA, 11787 nt
Organism: Sebastes umbrosus (honeycomb rockfish)
Lineage: Eukaryota; Metazoa; Chordata; Actinopteri; Perciformes; Sebastidae
Gene: fryl
Product: furry homolog, like
Exons: 63
Coding region: 571-10050 (3159 amino acids)
Biological process (GO): neuron projection development; cell morphogenesis
Cellular component (GO): site of polarized growth; cell cortex
Source: RefSeq, a predicted model, not a curated record
AUCAGUAAGAGAACAAGAGGAGGGGCUGGUCAUGAGCGAAUGGAGAGCUUUUAGUGGGGAGGCGGAGGGAGGCUGACAGCGCUUUAGUGGGCUAGGACUGGCACACAUACACACACAGGAAGAGAAGAGGAGAGGGAAUAUUGCCGUGCAUUGUUAAGACUUCUAUCGUGCACUGUUUCUUCUCUAUCUGGAGCAAAAGUUCUCACGCAGUUUUGUCCCUUUGCCUCUUUUGGAUUUUUUCCGUGCUGAAACGGGGAUGAGAGACUCUGUGGAUUGGCAAGUGGGCAGCGAGAGCUGGGGUGGAAUACUUCUCUAACUAGCCAGGUUAUGCUCUCUCUCCUCCUCUUCUACCAGUUUCACUCUUCAUCGAACUAGACGUAGAACACUUCUUGGGUCGCUUUCCUCUUUCGUCUUUCAGGAUGCUGCCUUUAACUAUCACCUGUGGAGGGUAGUAUUCUGCGGGGGGGCUUACGAGAGGUGUGUGUUUUUCGAGAAGAGUGGGAUGUUUGGGUGAAAUGAAAGUGACAUUUGUGCCUUCUGGUGAAGCCUAACUUUUUCUGGAGAGCCGCCAUGCUGAGCCUGCAGGAUUCGGUCUUCUUUGAGAUCAGCAUCAAAUCUCUGCUCAAGUCUUGGAGCAGCAGCUCUUCUGCACCAGUCAGCAGCAGCAGCGUGAGUAGACGCCGCGCCCCCUCCUCAGUGACUCCCCUCUCGUGGGAGAAACACAACGCUGCCGCCAUGUCGAGCAUCACCAUCGACCCCGAGCUCAAGCCCGGGGAGUUUGUCAUCAAGAGUCUAUUUGCUGAGUUUGCUGUGCUGGCUGAGAAGAAGAUCGAGAUGGUGAUGGCUGAACCGCUGGAGAAACCCCUGUCCCGAUCCCUCCAGAGAGGGGAAGAUGCACAAUUUGACCAGUUAAUAAGCUCUAUGAGCUCAAUAGCAGAACACUGUUUGCCCUCCCUACUGCGCACGCUGUUCGACUGGUACCGGCGGCAGAGUGGCACUGAAGAUGAGUCUUACGAGUACAGACCUCGCUCCAGUACUAAGUCUAAAGGAGACGAACAGCACCGGGAUAAAGAUUACCUUCUGGAACGGAGGGACUUAGCCAUAGAUUUCAUUUUUUGUUUAGUUUCAGUGGAAGUUCUUAAACAGAUUCCUCUUCAUCCAGUGCCAGAUGUUCUAGUACACGAAGUUCUAAAUCUGGCAUUCAAGCACUUUAAACACAAAGAGGGGUACUGUGGCCCUAACACUGGCAAUGUGCACAUCAUCGCAGACCUGUAUGCUGAGGUCAUCGGAAUCCUGACACAGUCAAAGUUUCAGGCAGUGAGGAAGAAGUUCAUCACAGAGCUGAAGGAGCUCCGGCUAAAAGAGCAGAGUCCCUACGUAGUCCAGAGCAUCAUCAGUCUCAUCAUGGGCAUGAAGUUCUUCCGGGUUAAGAUGUAUCCCGUGGAGGAUUUCGAGGCGUCUUUUCAGUUCAUGCAGGAGUGUGCCCAGUAUUUCCUGGAAGUCAAGGAUAAAGACGUCAAGCAUGCUCUAGCAGGCCUUUUCGUUGAGAUCCUCAUCCCCGUGGCAGCCGCGGUGAAAAAUGAAGUCAACGUGCCGUGCCUGAAGAACUUUGUGGAGAUGCUGUACCAGACAACAUUUGAACUUAGUUCCAGAAAGAAGCACUCGUUGGCUCUGUAUCCUCUGGUGACGUGCUUGCUGUGUGUUAGUCAGAAGCAGUUCUUCCUCAACAACUGGCACAUCUUCCUCCAGAACUGCCUCUCACACCUGAAGAUGCCGUCUAACAACAGCAUCCGAAAGCAGAUUGAGACGUUGCAGAACAAAGACCCCAAAAUGUCCCGCGUGGCGCUGGAGUCGCUCUACAGACUGCUGUGGGUCUACAUUAUUAGGAUCAAGUGUGAGAGUAACACUGUCACUCAGAGUCGACUACUCAGCAUCGUUUCAGCACUUUUCCCCAAAGGCUCCCGUAGUGUGGUGCCCAGGGACACGCCCCUCAACAUCUUUGUCAAGAUCAUCCAGUUCAUAGCUCAGGAAAGACUGGACUUUGCUAUGAAGGAGAUCAUCUAUGACCUCCUGUGUGUGGGCAAGUCUCACAAAACCUUCACCAUCAAUCCAGAGAGGAUGAAUAUUGGUCUGAGAGCCUUCUUGGUGAUCGCUGACAGCCUACAGCAGAAAGACGGCGAGCCUCCGAUGCCUACGACGGGGAUCAUCAUGCCCUCUGGCAACACCCUGCGGGUCAAAAAGAUCUUCCUCAACACCACCCUCACUGAUGAAGAAGCCAAGGUCAUAGGCAUGUCACUGUACUACCCACAAGUAAGGAAGGCCUUAGAUAACAUCCUGCGACACCUGGACAAGGAAGUGGGACGCUCCAUGAGCAUGACCAACGUCCAGAUGUCCAACAAGGAGCCCGAGGACAUGAUCACGGGAGAGAGGAAGCCAAAGAUCGAUCUGUUCCGUACGUGUGUUGCCGCCAUCCCGAGAUUGAUACCAGAUGGCAUGAGCAGACAAGACUUAAUAGAGCUUCUAGCUAAGCUGACCAUCCACAUGGAUGAGGAGCUCCGUGGCCUUGCCUUUACUACCCUCCAGGCCCUGAUGGUGGAUUUCCCGGAGUGGCGUGAGGACGUUCUCUCGGGCUUCGUCUACUUCAUUGUCCGAGAGGUGACUGACGUCCACCCCACUUUGUUGGACAACGCUGUCAAGAUGCUCCUGCAGCUCAUCAGCCAGUGGAGGCAGGCGGUGCAGAGCAGCAAUAAGAGCCACGAUCCUCAGGGCUCAAGCAGCGGUCAUUCCCUGUCCCUGGAGCGUACUCCUCUGUUAGGCGUGCUGCAUAUGGUGGAAGGUUUAGCUCUGGUGGUGCUUUGUAGCUGCCGCCCGGCCACACGCAGGCUGGCUGUUAACGUCCUCAAGGAGGUCCGAGCGCUGCACACUGCACUGGGCAUCGGCAAGGUGGAUGAGGAGUUGGCCAUUGAUGUGAUGGACAGAUUAAGUGCAUCAGUGUUGGAGAGCUUCAUUCACCUCACAGGAGCUGACCAGACCAACCUGCUGUACUGUCCCAGUGGGAUCGAUCUGCAGACGCUAGCUGAGUGGAGCUCAUCUCCCAUCAGCCACCAGUUCGAUGUGGUGAGCCCCUCGCACAUCUGGGUGUUUGCCCACGUUACUCAGGGCCAGGACCCCUGGGUCAUCAGCUUCUCCAGCUACCUGCGGCAGGAGAACCUGCCCAAACAUUGCCCCACCGCCCUCAACUACGCCUGGAUGUUUGCCUACACCCGCCUGCAGCUGCUGUCGCCACAAGUCGACAUCAAUAGCCCCAUCAAUGCCAAGAAACUGAACAGUCUGAACAGCAGUGACUCCUACGUCGGCCUUUGGAGGAACUACCUGAUUCUGUGCUGCAGCUCCGCCUCCUCCUCCCCCUCCAUGUGCUCCUCAUCCUCCACCUCCGGCUCCGUCCGCUGCUCCCCGCCUGAGACGCUGGCGUCCACGCCGGACAGCGGCUAUAGUUAUGAUUCAAAGAUUGUUGGUACUCCGUCCCCCUCCUCCCUGUUCAAACAUAUCGUUCCCAUGAUGCGCUCUGAGAGCAUGGACAUCACAGAGUCUCUUGUGUUGGGGCUUGGCAGGACCAACCCCGUGGCCUUCAGAGAGUUGAUAGAGGAGCUAAAUCCCAUCAUAAAAGAAGCUCUAGAAAGAAGACCUGAAAACAUGAAGCGACGCCGGCGUCGUGACAUCCUCAGGGUCCAGCUGGUCCGGAUAUUUGAGCUGCUGGCUGAUGCUGGUGUCAUCAGUCAGAUAGCCAGUGGAGGGUUAGAUGGAGAGAGCCACUCUCUGAACAGCGCGCUGCUGGAGUAUGUUGAUCUGACCAGGCAGUUGCUCGAGGCCGAAAAUGACAAAGACUCUGACACACUGAAGGACAUUCGCUGUCACUUCAGUGCACUGGUGGCCAAUAUCAUUCAGAAUGUCCCAGUGCACCAGAGGAGGACCAUCUUCCCCCAGCAGUCGCUGAGACACAGUCUGUUCAUGCUGUUCAGUCACUGGGCCGGACCUUUCAGCAUCAUGUUCACUCCCCUGGACCGCUACAGUGACAGAAAUAUGCAGAUCAACCGCCAUCAGUACUGUGCACUGAAGGCCAUGUCUGCAGUGUUGUGUUGUGGACCUGUAGCUGACAACGUUGGCCUCUCCUCUGAUGGCUACCUCUACAAGUGGCUGGACAACAUCCUGGAUUCUCAGGACAAGAAGGUUCACCAGCUGGGUUGUGAGGCGGUGAUGCUGCUGCUGGAGCUGAAUCCGGACCAGAGCAACCUCAUGUUCUGGGCCGUGGACCGCUGCUACACUGGCUCUCGUCGUGUGGCGGCCGGCUGCUUCAGAGCCAUCGCCAACGUCUUUCACAACAGGGAUUACCAAUUUGACACUGUGGUGCUGCUGAACCUGAUUCUGUUCAAGGCGGCUGAUUCUUCCAGGGACAUCUAUGAGGUGGCCAUGCAGCUGUUACAGAUCCUGGAACCCAAACUCUUCCGUUACGCCCACAAAUUGGAGAUCCAGCGAAGUGAUGGUAUCUUGACGCAUCCCUCGCCGCUGCCACACCUCUACUCUGUGUCUUACUACCAGCUGUCUGAGGAGCUUGCGAGGACGUACCCAGAGCUCACGCUGCCCAUCUUCUCAGAGGUGAGCCAGCGCAUCCAGACGGCGCAUCCCGGCGGUCGUCAGGUCAUGUUGCACUACCUCCUGCCUUGGAUGAACAACGUGGAGCUGGUCGACCUCAAACCGACUGCACGGCGACCGGAGGAUUGCGGCAGCGGCGAGGACGACGAGGACGCACACGAGCGGGAGACCAUGAUGGUCAACAGCCGACGCUGGCUCCGUGGAGAGGGUUGGGGCUCCCCUCGCGCUACAACCAUGGUGCUCAACAAUCUCAUGUUCAUGACCGCUAAGUAUGGGGAUGAGUUUGCUUGGUCGGAGAUAGAGACCGUAUGGACCACAUUAGCAGACAGCUGGCCAAAGAACCUCAAAAUCAUUCUGCACUUCCUCAUCAGUAUGUCAGGAGUCAACAGUGACCCCAGCCUCUUGCCCUACGUGAAACGAGUCGUGGUUUACUUGGGCAGAGAUAAGACUAUGCAGCUGCUGGAGGAGUUGAUGUGUGAGCUCGAGUUGACUGAUCCCGUUUGCUCAGCAGUGACUCACAUGGACAACCCCCCCUAUUACCGCAUCACCUCCAGUUACAAGAUCCCCUCAGUCACCUCAGGAACAACCUCCAGCAGCAAUACCAUGGUGCCAGGAAACGAUGGUCAUCAUGACAGCAAGAUCAAAGACUCCAACAUGGAGGACAGUUACACCCACCUGGACAUCUACAGUGGUCUGAACAGCAACCUGAACCGUCAGCACCACCGACUGGAGUCUCGUUACAGCAGCAGCUCCGGAGGCUCCUACGAAGAAGAGAAGAGUGACUCCAUGCCACUUUAUGCUAACUGGCGUCUGAAGGUGAUGGAUCACAACCGGCCAGAGCCGCUCCCCUUCCCUCCGACGGGAGGCUGUUGGUCUCCUCUCGUGGACUACCUGCCGGAGACGAAUGCCCCGGGUGUAGCGCUGCACAGAUGCAACAUUGCAGUCAUCCUACUAACAGACCUGAUUGUGGACCACGGGGUCAAAGUGGAGUGGAGUGCCUACCUGCACCUCCUGCUACAUGCAAUCUUUAUAGGGUUUGAUCACCAGCAUCCAGAAGUGUACGAGCACUGCAAGCGUCUGCUGCUCCACCUGCUCGUUGUACAGGGAGGAAAUAGCAGCGUUCAGUCUGUGGCUAUGGUGCUGCUACGCAACAGAGACUACAACGAGCCCAGGGUCCUGACUGUGAAGCCAGUAGCUCCAGAGAUCAACCUCACAGGAGUUCAGGAGUUGUUGCCGGAUUGUCAGCCGUCACCUAUGACCGACUCCGGCCUCAGCUGCAGCUCCACGUCAUCCAGCAUCAGUCUCGGUGCAGGAGGUGCAGCUCUGUCCCACCUCGCGCCCUCGCUCCUCAGCGAGGUCGAUGCCACCGUUGAACAGGACGAGAAGGUCAAAGCUCUCAUUGAGUUCAUUACCUCGAGAAAGCGGGGCCCGCUCUGGAACCAUGAGGACGUGUCGCCCAAGAACCCCAACAUUAAGAGCGCUGACCAGCUGAGUGUUUUCGUCAGACAUGUCACGACUGUCUUCAAGCAUUCCCAGUCAGGUUUCCAGCUCGAGUCAUUGCUGAGUGAAGUAGCCCUGCAGACAGCUCUGUCCUGCUCUUCUCGCCAUUACGCUGGUCGCUCAUUCCAGAUUUUCAGGGCGCUAAAGCAACCUCUGACCCUCGCCACGCUGUCUGACAUCCUCUCUCGGCUGGUGGAGACUAUAGGAGACCCAGGAGAGGAGGCUCAGGGUUUUGUCAUUGAACUACUCUUGACACUGGAGUCGGGCAUCGACACGCUAGCAGACACAGUCAAAAACUAUGACCUCCUCACUGCCUUAGCACAAAGCUCUGCCCGUGAUCACGUGUUGGGGGCCAAGUUUGCAGCCAACAGGAAGAGCACAGGCCAGCUGAACCUGAACACUGGAGGUCUGUUCCAUAACGCUCACGCUCGAAGUAACUCUCUUCGUGCCAGCCUGAUGAGCGAACGAAAAGCCGACCGACGUCGGAGUAACACCUUAGACAUAGCUGACAGACUUGGUGGCAGCCAUGGGAACCUGGCGCGCACGCGGAGCUUAUCGUCGCUCGGUGGGGGAGGGGGUCCAGGAGGGGACACCAUCCCCCCCGUGGACCCUUCGAAUCUGAUGGCCACCGUGUUCUGGAUAGCCGCCUCGCUGCUCGAGUCGGACUACGAGUUUGAGUAUCUGCUAGCCCUGCGGCUGCUCAACAAGCUGCUGGGCCAGCUGCCUCUGGAUCGCGUGGACAGCAGGGAGCGUCUGGAGAAGGUCCAGGCCAAGCUGAAGUGGUACAGCUUCCCUGGUCUGCUGCAGCUCUUCCUGAAGGGCUUCACCUCUGCUUCUACUCAGGAGCUCACCAUCCACCUGCUGAGCAAGCUCAUCAGUGUCUCCAGACAUACACUGGUAGACCCCACACAAGUGGCAGGUUUUCCGUUAAACAUCCUGUGCCUCCUACCACAUCUCAUCCAGCACUUUGACAGCCCCACUCCUUUCUGUAAGGAGACGGCUGAUAAAAUAGCCAAGUUGUGUGCGGAGGAGAAGUCGGCGACUCUCUCCAACCUGGCCCACAUGAUGAGCCUGUACAGCGCACACAGCUACUCCCGCGACUGCACCAACUGGAUCAACGUGGUCUGUCGCUAUCUCCACGAUGCCUUCGCUGAGAUAACCUUGAAUCUGGUCACUUACUUGGCCGAGUUGCUGGAGAAGGGCCUUCCCAGCAUGCAGCAGUCCUUGUUGCAGAUCAUCUACAGCCUGCUGAGUCAUAUCGACCUAUCGGCAGCUCCCGUCAAACAGUUCAACCUGGAGAUCAUGAAGAUCAUCGGCAAAUAUGUCCAGAGCCCUCACUGGAAGGAGGCUCAGAACAUCCUGAAGUUGGUGGUGUCUCGCUCAGCCAGCCUCGUCGUUCCAGACGACGUUCAGCGUUCUUACAGCACCGAGUCAUGCGGCUCUCCAGAAAUCGCCUUUACACGCAUAUUCAACAACUCCUCGAAGGAGCUGCCCGGCAAAACUCUGGACUUCCACUUUGACAUCUCAGAGACACCAAUCAUAGGGCAUAAAUAUGGAGACCAGCGUACCGCAGCAGGCCGGAACGGAAAGCCGCAGGUGAUCGCUGUAACCAGGAGUACCUCCUCCACGUCGUCUGGCUCCAACUCCAACGGUCUGGUGCCCGUAAGCUGGAAGAGGCCUCAACUCUCUCAGAGAAGAACCAGAGAGAGGCUGAUGAAUGUUCUGUCUUUAUGUGGCCCGGAGACUGGCAUUCCCAAAAACCCAUCUGUAAGACUCCUCUCCUACUCUAAAGCCUCUGACAAGGUGGUGUUCUCAUCCAAUGAGGAUCUGGACUCUGCAGACCAGCAGACCAGUCUUAUCCCCACAGUGGAGGAAGUGGUCAGAGAGGAGGAGCUGCUGGGAGAAGACGCAGGCAGCGAGCAGCAGUUUGGUGUCUUCAAGGACUUUGACUUCUUAGAUGUGGAGCUGGAGGAUGCCGAGGAGUUGCAGGGGGAGAGCGUGGACAACUUCAACUGGGGGGUGCGCCGCCGCUCCCUAGAGAGCAUGGACAAAGGGGACACGCCGUCUUUGCAGGAGUGCCAGUACGCCGGCAGCACACCGAGCCUCAACCUCACCAACCACGAGGACACGGAUGAAUCGUCUGAGGAGGAGGUACUGAGCGCUAGCCAGAUUCUCACCCGCUCUGGCCUUCUUAACAGUGACUCUGCCACCGACGACACCGCGUCCAACCAUGUGGACUCCUUGCAGCAGUCUCAAGAGUCAUCCAGCAGUGCCCUGACCGAGGAGGCAACCGUCCUGCCCUCCCACCCCUCCCUCCCUCGACUGGAUAGCCCCAUUUUGGAGAUGGCCCAUUCAGACAGCGCCAGCAGCCAGCUGCCUGAGGACGCUGUGAGCAUGACGGCAGCGGACGAGCUGAGCAGCAGCGUGAGCGAGGACACGGGGUUUUGCAGCGCCCCCCCUCUGCCCUCUGACCCCUCAGAGCUCUGUGACCUCCAGGACUCGCAGGACCCUCAGGAUCCCCAGGAUGCUCAGGAACCCCAGGAGACCCAAGACCCUCAGGAAGACCUGGAUCCAGCCCCCCCUCCCCCGCCGGCCACAGACACUCCACCGGGAUCCCUCUAUGAGGAGGACUCCCAAACACUCCUCCCUCUAUCUCUGCCCCUGCCCAUGCCACCAGAGACUAAGCCUGAUCCAGAUCCAGACCCAGACAGCACCUCUGGCUCUGGGUGGGAGGACGAUGUGACUCAGGCCCUGAAGGAGCUGGAUGAGCGCUGUGAGGAGGAGGAAGCCGACUUCUCUGGCAUGUCCAGUCAAGAUGAAGGUGACGCAGACUGCUUCCCAGAGAUUCAGGCCUCUCCGCCCCCUUCGCCUUUCCUCUCUGCCAUCCUGGCGGCAUUCCAGCCUGUUGCCUAUGACAAUGAGGAAGAUGCUUGGCGUUGCCAUGUCAACCAGAUGUUGUCAGACACAGAUGGUUCCUCUGCUGUUUACACGUUCCACGUGUUCUCCAGACUCUUUCAGACCAUGCAGAAGAAAUUUGGCUCCAUUACACGUUCAUCUGUUCGCUUUCUCGGGGAAAGGCUCCAGCGGAUGGGCAAUCAGUUCCUCAGCUCCCUGGAAGUCAUGACGUCUCGCUCGCAGUGCCCCACUGUGCUGCUGGAUGCAGAGACGCUGGUCUCUUGUGGACUGUUGGAGACUCUGAAGUUUAGUGUGCUGGAGUUGCAGGAACACCUGGACACCUACAACGCCAAGAGAGAAGCAGCAGAGCUUUGGCUGGAGAACUGCAGGAAAACAUUUGGGGACAAAGACAGCAGCCAACGACCUAAUACUCAUGCGCAGCAAAUGGAAAAUCUAGCAGAGCUGGAGUUAUGUCGCCGGCUCUAUAAGUUGCACUUUCAGCUGCUGCUGCUCUUCCAGGCCUACUGUAAGCUCAUCAGCAGGGUGGACACCAUCAAGAGAGAGGCAGAGGUGACCAACAUGUCUGAAGAACUCACCAUCCUAGAGAGCUGUUUGAAGGAGGCAGAGACAGGAAAUGGUGGUCAGGAGGAUGUGUGCAUGUCAGACGCCGCCCAGGCCAACACGGAGACGGCCAUCCAAUCACUGAUCGAGACUCUGAGAGCCAGAGACUUUAUCUCUGCCCUCACACAGGUCAAAGUCUUUAGGUCUUUGUGGCCCAACGACAUCUUCGGCAACGAGACGGACAACGCAGUCCAGACCCUCCUGCACAUCUACUUCCGUCACCAGACGCUGGGCCAGACGGGCUGCUUGGCGGUGGUGGGCCCCAGCAGGGACCUGUCUCAGGCCAGCACCCGCCUCAUGGAGCUCAACCUGCAGAUCCGCGAGGCUCUGAGUCAGGCGCAGGCCUGCCAGCCCCUCGCCACCAUGGUCAGCACUGGACUGUGAAGCUGUGGUACUGCAGGCUGCAAGCCUGGACUAGACUGGACACAUAUAUAUAUAUAUAUACCCCUCCCCUGCUCUACACAGACCUCACCUCAGCUGUAGAGAGAGGGUAGACAGCGAGGGGCUUCAGAGGAGGACGACAGACUCCACCUAUAAAGGGCUAAAGGAUGCGUGGGAAUAACUGUGACUCUUAAUAUAUAUUAUUACAUGUAUGAAUGCUUCAAGCUAACAUCUUUUUCCCAGACUAAGCCAACUUGCAAAAUUCCGUUGCAAUAAGUGGUGUGGUGGUGUGCCUGGGAGAGAAUAAGAGAGGACGCAGUGGGAUGAUAACUUUUCUUUUUAUUUUAUUUUUUUUUGCUGGAUCUGACCUGAUGGGCCCAUCGUAGCAACCGGCGGCCUCCUCCUCGCUGGAGGAAAGGCCGGGGUUCUAAGAUGGUGUUGAAGCAUGUGAGACGGUCCAGAGGAGGUGUCGUAUGUGUGAGGACACACCGUCAAAGAUUCAUAAAGCAAAACACAGAGAAAAAAAAUCUUGUUUAAAAAGUUUUCAAAAGCAUGCUUGAAAGAGAAAAGCACUGCAAGAAUAUUUUUUUGAGAAAUGUAUUUUUUAUUAGAGCUAACAUCCUAGGUUGUAAAUGUUAGGAUAUUUAACAUGUAAUUGUAGCCCUGUGGGAGACUUCAGGGAGUGUAAAAAGAGAAAUAUAUCUGUUUAUUGAUCUGCUUUGAGAGGAGAGUCCCCUUCAACAGGUCUUCACGCAAAACUCACUCUUUAACCAAAUAAGUAGCUGCCUUUAGAGACUCUCGACUGUGUGAUUAUAUAUUGGAUAUUCUGGUAUACGCUCACACACAAAUGCAUAUAAUUGCACACUUAAGUGCAGACUGGCUACAACUCAUUAUGGAAAACAUAACUUAUUUUACUCUGUAUAUAUUUUAGAAAAUGUAUAGUGUAAAACCAGUAUUUUUCCCCUUGUACUUUUUGUGUAAUGCACUGUUCAUCCGAGUAGGAUGUAUGUAUAAAGCUAAUGUGAUGAGAGAUUUGAGUCCAUUAAUGAUCCGCUCCGCCUUCGUCAUCCAAUCACAAAUUUACCCAAAGGCUGCCUUGGUUGUUGGUCGUGGUCUUGCAGACGGGGGUCGGGGCUCAUUUGGGACUAGCCACCAUGGUGAUGGUGAUGGCGUGGGAGAUCUAAUGUAGCCUCCGCCUCCUGUCGGGACCACGCCAAUCCAGCCAAGUCAUAUGCAUUCCUUCUCUCCACUGUGAUCUUUCUGUUAGCACGGCUCUGCUUAAAGCCUCAUGAAGGGGAGGACUAAGGUUUGUUUUUGUUUUUUUUGUUUUUUUUGUCCAUGUAGGUUGAUCACGUUGCAAAGCAGCGCUCUCAUCUCUCCGCACACAUUUUGAUCCCGUUUUCCGAGGGAGGAAAAUGUUGGUCGUUGAAGAAGCGCUAUGCUUUGAGAACGGCCCCUACUUUGCUGCUGUGAGUGCAGGACAUUUAACCCGGUAUCUUUCUGGACAUCUUUGUCAUGGCACAUUGUAACACGUCACUGUACUCAUUCCUCAGAGAGCUUUUUUUUUUUUUUUUUUCCUGCUUGUCUGGUACAUUUUGAAUGCUGUUCUUAAUUAUUUAAUGAAUAUAUUAUUUACCUGGAAGGAUGUUUUAAUGUAGAGGUGCAUUAUACAUUUUUCUUUUCUUGUUCACUCACAUACCAGCCUUCUCUCUGGAUAAAUAAAAACCUAAUCAUACAGUA